Molecule: messenger RNA, 837 nt
Organism: Cyclopterus lumpus (lumpfish)
Lineage: Eukaryota; Metazoa; Chordata; Actinopteri; Perciformes; Cyclopteridae
Exons: 7
Coding region: 1-717 (238 amino acids)
Source: RefSeq, a predicted model, not a curated record
AUGAAUGGACCGUACCCUUUGGGGUCCAGCUGUAGCAUCAUGAAUCUGUGGCUCAGCACUCAUUUCCUGGUCGCGGGGCUGUUUCUGAGCAGCUGGGCUCUGACACCUGAGGAAUGCCGGCCUCUAAUCACGCCUUUGUCUAUGAAGCCCUCCAUGAUAUACGGCAAGUCACACUUCCUCUUUGGUUACACUGAUAAUGAAGUUUACAACGGCUUCAUGAAGAACAUCGAGAGCUACAAGAAUAAUGUCAUCCCGUCAACAUUCGGCCCAAAUGCACUUAAUGUGUCUACGGAGAACAAGUUAAAUGGAACCUGCCUGUCUUUAAACAUGAACGCAACCGUUGAAGACAAUACUCUAAUAAUGAAAUUCGACAACUUCACAUCCCUGAACCACAUGUUGCCGACCUGUGACGGCUGUCUGCUCUAUAGCUUCAACCGCACCGUCACAUACCUGGACAAAAUGUACAAGAAGAUGGGACUCAACGAUGACAUUACAGCGGAGGAGCACAUCAUGAGUGGUCUUCAUCUGUUUGCAAGAGGAACAACCUUGAAGGACUCUGAGCUGGAACAUUUCAGGAAGCAGGCGAGCUGCCUCGGCUUCAACAGAGAACCAGACUUUAUCUACGACCCCAAGAACGAUUUCUGUGCUGAAGGCGAGGGGCUGAAGAUGAUCGACGAAGAGCAACACUCAUUAGAUAUUUCAACUGAAACUGAGUAGAGACAAAAAGUGACUAAAAACAUGUCUUUUUUAUUCAUAAUCUAAUGAAACACAAACAGGUUUUCAAACUGUGGAGGUGUGGAUGGAGAGAGUUGAGGUAAAGAUACUGUGUGGAGUGCA